This is a messenger RNA of Colletotrichum orchidophilum, 1131 nucleotides long. RefSeq lists its product as uncharacterized. Lineage: Eukaryota; Fungi; Ascomycota; Sordariomycetes; Glomerellales; Glomerellaceae. Gene Ontology annotation, molecular function: O-methyltransferase activity. The record is from RefSeq and is a predicted model, not a curated record. Bases 1 to 1131 code for a protein of 376 amino acids. The transcript is spliced from 2 exons.
AUGGCGACCACAAACGGGGCCGGACCGAAAGACUCGCUUCACGACGCAAGCCUCUUCAUGACUCAACUCUUAGUACAGCAGCAACAAUACUACUGCUUGCAGUUCAUCGACCACUUCCGAAUUCUUGAUGCCGUGCCCCUGCAACCUGGAAGCAACCCGUACGCAACAGUCGCCGCGCAGACCGGUGUGCCGGAGCCGAGGCUCAAGGCCGUCGCCAGGAUGAUCAUGACGACCGGCUUUCUCGCCGAGACCCCCGACGGGAGCAGCCUGGAACACAGCGCUCUCUCUGCGGUUUUUGUAGAGAAUGAACAUAUGCGCAUCCAAUUGCGGCAUCUGGUCGAGAAGACGGUACCGCUGAUGGGUGCCUUCACAAGGGCGACGGAGCUCUGGGGUGACACGAAGGCGCCCAACCAGACAGCAUACAACCUCGCUUUCGAGACGAACCUGCCAUUCUUCGAGCACCUCAAGUCUCGAAGAGACCUCAGCGAUGAGUUUGACUCGUACAUGAAGAGCCAGGCCGUAGCGCACUCAGGAGCCAGGGUCGACCACGUCCUGCGCGGGUUCGACUGGGCGGCGCUGAAAGCCGAGGCCUUAGUCGUUGAUAUUGGAGGCGGCGCCGGCGCCGCAGCCAAGAUCCUAGCCACGGCACACCCGCACCUCCGCAUCGUCGUGCAAGACCUCGCGGGGCCCAUCCACAACGCCCGCGGGCAGCUCGCUCUUCUCCCGCAGGAAGUUGCUGCGCGCAUCAGCCUUCAGAAGCAUGACAUGUUCGACGAGCAGCUGGUCCGUGGUGCGGACGUCUAUUUUCUCCGUACCAUCAUCCACGACUGGCCUGAUGCCGAAUCGAUAAUGAUCCUGCGGCGUCUCGUGGCAGCUAUGAAGCCCGAAAGUCGCAUCGUCAUCAUGGACAUGGUCUUACCUGCUCCCGGGGUGGGCUCGUCUUUGUUAGAGGCGGCACUGCGGCAGAAGGACUUGGCCAUGACGCAGACCUUCAACGCGAGAGAGAGGGAGGUGUCUGAGUGGGAGAGCCUCAUUGCGGCUGUGGACGAACGUGUGGUUAUUCGCGGAAUCCUGCGGCCGGAGGGUUCUCAGCAUUCUGUCAUUGAGGUGGGAUUCCGUAGGAGUAGUUAG